UUUGGGGCUUUUGUUUUGAUGGACUCCGAAAAUUCAGUCCAUGUUUUCGUUUUCAUCAACUCAAAAUCGUUUUCUCAGUUUGAAUCUGUUGUGUUCUCCAUUGAUCCUUCAACUCAAAGCCAUCAUGAGGAAAAGAGAUUUAUCUAUUCUUAUGCUCUCCUCUUUCGCCAUUUUCUUCUCUCUCCAGCACGAGGGAGAUUUCUCGUUUAGAGAAGCGUGGUUGCGUUUAUCCGAUGAAUAUCCGAUCAAAUACGAAGCUGAGCGUCUCCCUCCACCUCUCGUCGCCGAUCUAAACGGGGACGGAAAGAAAGAAAUCCUCGUAGCCACUCACGAUGCCAAAAUUCAGCUAUUGGAGCCACAUGCACGACGUGUCGAUGAAGGAUUUAGUGAAGCGCGUUUGCUGGCAGAGGUGUCUCUGUUACCUGAUAAGGUCAGGGUUGCUUCUGGUAGACGUCCGGUUGCUAUGGCCACCGGUGUUAUAGAACGAACAUAUCGAAAUAAACCUCAGAAGCGGGUUCUGGUUGUUGUUACUUCGGGUUGGUCUGUCAUGUGUUUCAACCAUAAUCUCAAAAAGCUAUGGGAGAAUAAUUUGCAGGAUGAUUUUCCACAUAGUGCACACCAUAGAGAGAUAGCGAUAUCUGUAAGCAAUUACACCUUGAGGCAUGGUGAUUCUGGUUUAGUCAUUGUUGGUGGGAGGAUGGAAAUGCAGCCCCAUAUGUACCUAGAUCCUUUUGAACAAAUCGGGAUGGCAGAACGAAAUGCUGAACAGCAUAGAAGAAGUGCAAAUGAAAAGGAGGCUUCUGAAAACUUGGGAACUGUGCAUUUACGUCAGUUUGCUUUUUAUGCAUUCGAUGGACGAAAAGGUGUAAUUAGAUGGUCUAGAAAGAAUGAGAAUUUUGAAGAAAAUUCUUCAGAUCUAUCACAGUUAGUUCCACAACAUAACUACAAGCUUGAUGUUCAAGCACUCAACAGUCGUCAACCUGGUGAGUUUGAGUGCAGGCAAUUCAGAGAAUCAAUCCUUGGAGUUACUCCGCAUCAUUGGGAUAGGAGAGAAGAUACAUUGUUAAUGUUGUCACAUUUCAAGCGGCAUAAAAGGAAACCACUGAAAAGAAUACCUGGAAAGGCAACAAUUUAUCCUUUUCACAAGCCUGAGGAACACCAUCCUCCAGGGAAGGAUGACACCAAAAAAAUUUCAAAUUUUAUUGGAAAAGCUGCAAAGUAUGCUAGUUCAGCAAAAUCAAAGAAGGCAUUGACAUUUAUUCCGACCAUAACAAAUAAUACUCGGCUCUGGUGGGUUCCUAAUGUUGUUGUAGCCCAUCAAAAGGAAGGGAUAGAAGCUGUUCAUUUGGCAUCUGGUCGAACUAUAUGCAAGCUUCAUCUUCAAGAAGGUGGCCUUCAUGCUGAUAUUAAUGGAGAUGGAGUCCUGGAUCACUUACAGGCUGUUGGAGCCAAUAGUGGUGAGCGGACUGUUAUUAGUGGAUCAAUGGAAGUCCUGCGACCAUGUUGGGCUGUGGCAACCUCCGGAGUACCUGUUAGAGAACAACUGUUUAAUGCUUCAAUAUGUCAUUAUUCCCCUUUCAAUUUAUUCCAACAUGGAGAGUUCUAUAGAAGUCUCGGUCGAGGUGCAAAUGCUGCGUCUUUGGAAGUGGCAACACCGAUUUUCAUACCUAGGAGUGAUGGACAUAAGCAUCGGCAGCGGAAGGGGAGUCAUGGUGAUGUUAUUUUCUUAACAAGUCGAGGAGAGUUAACCGCAUACUCUCCCGGCUUGCACGGGCAUGGCGCUGUUUGGGAAUGGCAGCUUUUGACGGAUGCUACAUGGUCAAACCUUCCUUCACCUUCAGGUAUGAUGGAAGGCAGUACGGUGGUUCCGACGCUCAAGCCGAUCUCCUUGAAAGUGCAUGACAAUCAGCAAAUGAUCCUUGCGGCAGGAGAACAUUCAGCCGUAUUCAUUUCUCCUGCAGGAAGUGUAUUAGCAACUGUAGAUCUUCCUGCUACACCUACCCAUGCUCUGAUCGUAGACGAUUUCUCAAACGACGGGCUAAGUGACCUCAUUGUUGUGACGUCUAGUGGAGUAUAUGGUUUCGUCCAGACGAGACAACCAGGUGCCCUGUUCUUCAGCACACUGGUGGGUUGCCUUUUACUUGUGAUGGGAGUAAUCUUCGUCACUCAGUACCUGAAUUCAGUCAAAGGUAAACCUCGUAGUUACUCUUAAGCUCUUCCAAAAUGCAAAAUAAAACCAGCAAAGAUC
Molecule: messenger RNA, 2248 nt
Organism: Hibiscus syriacus
Lineage: Eukaryota; Viridiplantae; Streptophyta; Magnoliopsida; Malvales; Malvaceae
Exons: 13
Coding region: 41-2212 (723 amino acids)
Source: RefSeq, a predicted model, not a curated record